CGACGACCUUACGGCAGUGGCACACGAGCUGCCGCCUCGAAAGGUGGUCGCGAUCGGCAUACAAAACAGGAAUACGCGAGUUUCACCAUCCUUUUUCACAGUCCACUUAAUAUUUGCAACGGUGAUACACGGUGCCAGUGUUUCGUGAUCGAAUCGCCAACAGUUGACUCUUCGAAACUCCGCUUCGGAGAUCGGUUCCUCGAACCCGCGAAUUCACUGCCGAUACAAAUUCAAAACAGAGCCAAAUUUAUAUCGAUAUUCGUGAAAUUUUUAAUUUAAAAAUCAAUAUAAUGAACAAGGAACGAUCAUUAAUUUAACUAAGAAAUUGAUUUUGUGUUUUAAGUGUUUAGAAAGUAUCGAACUGAUUUAUUUCAAAUUAGAGAUUGAGGAAGAAAAGUGAAAAGUUCCCAUUGUCGUUCGUACUUUUUCUUUCUAGUUGUUUCUAACGGUCUGUGCUCGAUUUAAUCCUCCUAAGCAGGGCGUGAAGUUUAAACACCGGCUUUCAAGAUUACGAUAAAAACUUUCAAUAAUGAUCGCACAUCUGUUAUUCACGGUUUUCCUCGUAAGUCACGUUUACGCCCGUGACGUUGAUUUCUGUUUCGUCGACGAGGACGACCCAUAUUUGUACAUGGCCACCAAGACUGCCUAUCAUUUUGUCCAUGCUGGUAAAACCAGAUUUCAAGACGUGCCUAAUUGCCGUGCGGAACAAGUUUGGAUGCUUGCCGCACAUGGUACCCGAUGUCCAUCGCAAGCAGAGAUCAGCCAAAUGCUGACAUUAACAGAGCUGCAAACCCAGAUAAUUAAUAAUCACGAAUCACGAAACGACGGGCACAUGUGUAAUAGAGAUUUAGAAAAUCUGAAGAGAUGGAAACCAGAUGCGUACCUUGUAAUCGAACGAGCGGAAGUUUUGACACCGCAAGGUGUCGAAGAUAUGAGAUUGCUAGCAAGAAGAUUGCAAAGCAAUUUUCCUCAGCUUCUGCAAUCGGGCAACGAUAAUAUAACUUCGCAAAAUUAUAUGUUUAGAACAACCGAUGCACGUGACAGCAUGGGGUCGUUCAUAGAGGGGCUGUUUGGAAACAGAAACGCUGUAGAUGCAGAAGAAGUUCCUAUAAAUGAUACUCUGCUAACGCCUUAUAAAAGCUGUAAUAUAUGGAACAAUGAAAGUAGCAGUAUUUCUAUGGAGGAAGUGAGCAGAUUCGACGAAGGGCCAGAAUUUCAGAAUCUCUUGUUAAAUGUUAGUCAACGUCUUGGAUUUUUGUAUAACAUUUCCAAAGAGUCAAUCUUAACGAUGUACAAUAUGUGUCGUUACGAAAAGGCUUGGACAGUGACGAAACUUUCUCCAUGGUGCGCGGUCUUCAGCAAAGAAGAGCUUCGUGUACUGGAAUAUCGCGAGGAUCUCUACUACUAUUACAAAGCCGGAUAUGGACGUGAAAUCAAUGCUCAGCUAGGAUGUACUCUUUUGCAAGACAUGAUGAAUCACUUUUGGAAAGUGGAGCAGGAUAAAGAGUCGAUGGAACCGAAUGGAAUAUUUUACUUCAGCGACAUCAUCAGUUUGCAAAAUCUUCUGACUACAUUGGGCAUAAAUAAAGAUCAAAUGAAGCCAACUGCUUUUAAUUACAAGGAUAUGGCGAAACGACAAUGGAGAACAUCCUUUAUUUCACCCUUCGCUGCAAAUCUCGUCGCUGUGUUUUACAAAUGCGACGGCAACACUCAACCAAACAAAGUAAUGUUUUACUUGGCCGAGAAGCUGGUCAUGUUAGACGGAUGUGACGUAGGCCUUUGCGAUUGGGAAUAUUUCAAGCAAAAAUUCAACCCGAUCAUAAAUCGUUGCAAUCUCAACGUCUGUUGGAACGGAAGUGGGGUCACCACUUUCCUUCCCAAUCUUAUCCUAAUUCUUCUCUCAUGCUUUUCUCUAGUCUUUGUUAGAAAUUAGAAUACGUACGUGUUCCGUUCGUAAAUCGCGAACAAUGCAUAAUUAAAUUUAAUCAACACACAUAUAAAUGAAAUUAUUCGUACAAUUAUUUAAUUAAAGUAGCUCGAUAAAAAAAAAGCUGGAACAUUCCGCUGUGCUUUUUGAAACGCCAAAAAAAAAAUGGGUAUAUAGAUAUAUUUAAUAUUUUUAUUCCUAUCUUAUCGCUGUGUACGUUAUUUGUAAUAUGCAUUUAUUGUUGUGUUUAUUUGUCAUCUUCAUUUGUUUAUAUGUCACAGAUAUAAUAUUCGUGCGAGGUGAUAUUAUUUAUGACAUCUAACAUUCUAACAACGUCCGUCCUAUUUAUCAGAUAUUCGCAACAAAUUGUAAUGCACAAUUGUUGUUAUAUCGUUGCUUGAAAAUAUACUUUCGAAUCUUCUAAGUGUCGUAAGGUCAACAUACUUGUAUACGCUUAAUAAAUGUAAAGAUUUGAAUAUUAAGUUUUAA
Osmia lignaria (orchard mason bee) is the source of this 2416-nucleotide messenger RNA. Its product is annotated as multiple inositol polyphosphate phosphatase 1. Lineage: Eukaryota; Metazoa; Arthropoda; Insecta; Hymenoptera; Megachilidae. The record is from RefSeq and is a predicted model, not a curated record. Gene Ontology annotation, molecular function: acid phosphatase activity; inositol phosphate phosphatase activity.